This is a messenger RNA of Exophiala spinifera, 1956 nucleotides long. RefSeq lists its product as uncharacterized. Gene Ontology annotation, biological process: cytoskeleton organization; cell surface receptor signaling pathway. The coding region runs from base 1 to 1956 and encodes 651 amino acids. The transcript is spliced from 3 exons. Lineage: Eukaryota; Fungi; Ascomycota; Eurotiomycetes; Chaetothyriales; Herpotrichiellaceae. The record is from RefSeq and is a predicted model, not a curated record. Gene Ontology annotation, cellular component: cytoplasm. Gene Ontology annotation, molecular function: protein binding.
AUGGCGGACGGCGCCGGUUCGAAUAGAGGCCCUAGGUCAGCCUAUUUCAACCACAUCCCCAGACGCAUGUCCUACGCUUCUGUAGCGUCCGGCGCGAAUCCUCAGUCGAACCUUCCUGCACCUCAGUCAGAACCGUUGUCUCACCUUGCGGCGAAUUUCACUCCGAGCAGUUCGUAUCCUUCUCACGAAUCAGAAUCUCAGAUCCAGGGACGACAACCACCUCAAGAGCACGAGUCAAACGGUUCCCAGUGGCGAACUCGAACUCCUUUCCCGCGAUACUCGAGGAAGUUCUCACACAUCCAUGCUGCAGAAGCAGGAAUGAUACCCGUCAAUCAGUUUUUUGUCCCGUCGUACCUGAGGGCAUCGAGGUAUGUUGCGAAGCUAGAAGCUGCACACAAGGCGAAGUUGAAGAGGGAGAGGGAGCACCCACCAAACCCAACCUCCGGAGCAAACUCACUUUCCACGAGCGCAGGGCACUCCAAUGCUCAAAGACUAGCGCCCUCCCAUCGUGGUAUGACAUACGACAUUAUAGAAAGCAACCCGCCCAGAGACGAUCUGGCAUUGAUGCCUUUGCCCUCUCGCUGGAGCGAGCAGGAUAAAUAUCCUGGCUUGGAUGCAAUGAACGAGGGUCUCGAAUUGAAGUACACCGGUUCUGGGAGCAAAGCAGAGAUCGAGGCAGCGUCGGUGCGCGCAGACUACCCCAUGCCAUCGGCUUGUGGGAUAUACUACUUCGAGGUGGAGAUCAAACACAAGAGCAAAGAUACAGCCAUUGCUAUUGGGUUCUCUACGGCAGAAGCGUCCCUAGAAAGACUUCCGGGGUGGGAGACGCACUCAUGGGGAUACCAUGGUGAUGAUGGUAAGAUGUUCUGCGGCGAACACUCCGGCAGACACUACGGUCCUACUUUUGAUGCAGGCGAUGUCAUCGGUUGUGGCGUGAAUUUCAACGCCGGCCAUGCCUUUUUCACAAAGAACGGACAAGACCUUGGAGUAUGCUUCAAGGAACUGAAAAAGGACCUGCGGCUGUUUCCCACUGUGGGAAUGAAAAAGCAUACAGGAGCACUUGUUGCUGUAAACUUUGGUCAAAGGCCUUUUGUCUUUGACAUUGAUGAUAAGAUGGAAAGCGAAAGGGACAAAGUGGCAAAGGACAUUGAUAACGCAAAGCCUCUAUCCUUGACGGAGCGCCGAAACGAGACGACCCUCGUUCAAGAUUUGGUCAUGCAGUUUCUGAGCCAUGAUGGUUACGUGGAGACUGCUAGGGCUUUUGCAGAAGAGGUUCAGAGGCAAAGAGAAUCUCUGAGCAAUACAGUAUCAACUCCGCCGGCUGCUCCGCCUGUGGAUGAUACUGAAGCUCUAAACAGACAAAAAAUUCGACGUGCGAUCCUCUUUGGAGAUAUCGACCGAGCUCUCGAAGCCACUCAAGCUCACUUCCCCUCUGUCCUCGCACAGAAUCCCAACAUCGUGUUCAAGAUGAAAUGUCGCAAGUGGAUUGAGUUAAUCAGAAAGACAACUGAAUUGAACGCAAGAAAGAACAGUGCCCAAUUUGGAGCUUCCGCAGCUACAGACGAUGAUUUUGCUCAGGACAUGGAUCUCGAUGACCAACCCAAUGGUGGGAGCCAGAGCAACGGCCUAGGGAAGGCCGUUGCCAGCGAGACCGUGCUACUCCGCGAUCAGUAUCUAAUGGAAGCCAUGGCAUAUGGUCAGGAAUUGUCCAGAGAAUAUGGUGGUCAAGAAGAUCACGCGCAAACGCUUAAUGAGACCUUCAGUCUACUCGCAUACGACGACCCUACAGUCAGCGUCAACGGUCACCUUCUCGACCCUUCCGUCUUCCUUGGCCGACCGCCUGCCGCUUAUAUUGAGAGAAUCUGGAGGCAGACCGACGCACUUCUCGACACAUUAGUCGAUAAUGAGGGCGGAGCAGCAGCUUUCGUCAACGUCCGGGCGGCGUUUGAGACGUGA